AAAUGUUAAACCAGCGCCACUUAUCUGAUGCACAUAUAUUAUAAAUUUAAAGAACAACUUCGUGCACCAAACUACCUAAGUCUGGCGACUGGCUGUAAUGACUACUGAAUAUAAGACUCUAAGCGAUGUAUAGUGUAUACUACAACUGACUAGCUACUCCUCGGCAUUGGACAUAAGCAAAUAAUAACAAGAUAAGUGUAAUAUUAAUAUGAUAUUAUGACCAUUACAUUAGACUUAUAUGAUACGGAUAUGAGUACGGAGGGACGCGGGUCCAUGCUUAAUAGAUAACCAUGACCGAAAAUACCAUAUUUUUUAUCACAAAUCCUAUGAAAAAGUAAAAACACCACGGCUAUAGAUAAUAGAAUUUAUGUGUGUGAAAAACAUAAGCAAUAUAGGUAUUCUGUGUCAUAAGUCAUCUGUUAUCAGCAGCUCGAGUCACUAACUCAACGUUACGUCUUCACAAUAUUCACUCGUUUAAUUUUUAAAAAUUUGAAUUCUAUGAAAUGCCAAGUCGAUUGCAACUGAUUUUUUUUAAAUUUUCUUUGUAAGGCGCCUAUGUAUCAAUUUACACGAUUUUGAGAAUGGUUGUGUUACAAGACAACAUAAAUGACAAAAACAUGCCGGAUCAUAUUUUAAUGUUAAAUAGAAUUGACAUUAAAAAUAUACUUAAUUUACCUCUGAAAGCCACACAAAGAAUAAAAUAUACUUGUUUUGAAGUAUCUCAGAACUUUAUCAUUUUUGGGGCUUCCAGUGGUGGAUUGUAUGUAUUUCGCAGACAACCUUGUGAGUUUAUUCAACUGCUUCCAAAUAAAGAAGGAUCUGUGACUCAAAUUGCUGUAUCUAAAGAUGAAGAACUCAUUGCAUUUGGUACACAAAAAGGCAUUGUGUGUAUAUUGCAAAGAAAUGAAAACGGGGUUGGUGCAAAGUUGAUAAAUAAGUCUACUGAACAUUUAGGACAUGAAAUCACUACUAUGGAAUGGACUUCAAGGAAUCAAAUAUAUUUUGGCGAUUGCAAUGGAAAAGUCACUUCAAUAUAUGUAUCAUUAUUUGUUCGAAAGGCCAUUUUCCAAACCCCGCCAUACACUAUGAUUGAACUGGAUUCAAAAGUCAUUCAGAUAGAUAGUGCUGAUGAUAUAUUAGUGAUCUCGACAUUGACAAGAUGUUAUGUUUGUGACAUGUCCAAAGAACAAUUUAAACAAAUUGGACAAAAACCUAGGGAUGGAGAUUAUGGUUGCUGUAUUGUUUCUUGGAAUGAGAAGAAAAUCUUUUCUGCGCGACCCGGUUCAAGGAUUUGGGAAGCAGAGUUAAAUGGAGUUGUAAAAAGUACACAUCAACUGAAAUACUGUUUAGCCAUUCCACCAACACUUAACGUUUGUGCACAAAAACCAUUUGAUUUAUCAAGAAUUUCUGGAAAAAAUUGGCCACCACAGUCUCUGAAUUUUAAAAAACUAUAUACAAUUUGGGAAAAUUGCUUACUUACAUAUACAUCAAACAGCAUAUUUAUACUGGAUAUGUUAAAAGUUAAUGUUCUAUUAUGGUGUGACGGAUAUAAUAAUAUACAAAAUGUCAAGUAUAUUGAAGAUACUAUAUAUAUAUGGUCUUCAAAUGGCGAACUUAUUGCUGAAAAAAUCACUCCCCUUCAAAAUUAUUUAGUUAAUUGUUAUGAGUGUGAAGAUUACAAUUCCUGCAUUUCAUUGAUAGAACAUUAUUAUGAUAGAAUAAUAAAUACAAAAUCCAUUAUUGAUGAGUUGUAUCCACUUGUCAACAUAGAUCAAAAGAUAGACUUGCCAGUUAAUACAAACAAUUUGAUCUCAAAAAUUAAAAAAACUUAUUAUUUAAAACAGCAAUUUUUUAAGUUACCGUCCGGAAUUUACUCUUUGAAGAAUUAUGUAUAUGAAAAAAAAAAUUAUAGAUUACAAAGAAGUUAUAGUUUACUUUCCAUUAAGUCUGAUAAACCUAUAUUACGCUAUAAGUCUAUGCUUAAUAUACAUAUAAAUUUAGAAAAAGUUAAAAAGUCUGAACAUUAUCCAUGUAGUGAUUAUUCUAAGUUAAACAAUAAACAAGGUUUUGAUCAGAUGUAUAUGGAGUUGAAUAUUCCCUCAAUUCCAUUUGUUUCAUUGACUACUUCUGACGUAUUUCACGAUACUCUAAUGGAAAUAGGGUCAAAUGUUACCAAUAAACUUGCUAAGAGUAGUAAAACUCUUAAAGAUACAUUAAAUAAUCUUACUGCUAGUACAGGUAAAAAUGAUUUGGUGCCUUAUGAUAUAUCAAAUACUAUUAAUCGACCAGAACCGCCGCCUGUUGAUGAAAGCGAAGUAGAUGUUUCCAAUUAUAAGUUGGACCUUGAACAUCGUGAAAAACUCAAUUUACUUCCUAUUUUAAAAAUAUGUAAAAAACUUCAAAAUGGAUAUAAAUUAGAUGUAGACUGUUUACAACAGUUAUGUAAUGGUGUAUGUGAAGUAAAAUCUAAUUUGGAAAAUGUUUUACAUGUAAAACAACCAAUGUUUCCAUUCCAACAGUAUUUGAAAGAAAAACAUUUGCAUACUAUUAAGAAAGCAGUAAAUGAUGGUUUUAUUGGCAAUUUAGUUGGAAAGUGGGCUGAUAUACAUACAAAUGAUGUUUUGAAUGUCAAUAAAUUUGACUACCCAGAAUUUCUGACUUACUAUUUAGAUGAAAAUGAUUUUAAAAAAGAUACCGAAGUCAGUGAGUUAAUCACAUUAUUUGGUCAAGUUAUGGAAGCUGGUAGUAUUUUUCACUUUUUACUGAAUGGUAACUUGAAAUGUUCCUAUGCAAUAUUUUGUAAGAUUUUGAAAAUGAGCUCUAAUAAUGAUGGAAAGACUGAAGAACCAUUAUUAAUGUACUUAAAUUCAAUGUAUGUAUUUUUAAAAUUGGGCCAAAUUGAAUCAUUUCGUAUACUUGGAUACAAAAGAAACAUCAAACCAAUAUUUGUAUUUUAUUUAUUAAUGAAGUUUUCAGUUCAUUUAGAGUUGAUCAAUCGCAAAAAAUGCAAUACAAUAUUUUUGUCCUAUUUAUCACACUUUGAUAAAAGUAUUUUUACUGACUAUAACAUUCUGUAUUAUGCCGUUUAUAGUUUUGUGAUACUAAAUAAUCAGAAAAACCAUUUAUGUAAAUGUGGAUUUCCAUUGGAUAGUGUUGAAGGUGAAUUCAAAAAGCUUGGAAAAAUACUUAUUGAUUAUUUAUCUAGCGCUGAUAUAAAUUUGGAGCAAUUACAUUUAAUUUUACAUAAAUUUGUGAAAUGUGAUGUAACCACAAAUUCUCUAGAAGAUGUAAUAAAAUGUUUUUGUAAACAAGUGCCUCAUUUAUGGCCUAUUGUUUUAAAAUCAGACUUAAAUUUAAAUGGUUCGAAGCAUACAAAAAUUAUACUUGCUAUCCAUUUAGGUUUGGUGGAUCAGUUAGAUGUUCAUUUGUUCAACAAAACUGAAUUAUUGUUUGACAAACUUUUCACAUUAAAUCAUUACUUUAAAAAUGGCCUUUGUUUGAAUUGUGGCAAUAUUGGUGAAAAAAAUCAAGGAAUCACAUGGACUGAUUUAACAUCUUUGGCAUUUCAAUAUUUAAGUCACGAAGAAACUAGAAGCUUACUCUUCAAACAUAGACACAAUAUACCAUGCGGAGAUAUUGAUAAUUGGUUUUAUCAGAGUUUUAUUUUGACUCAAUUGGUUGAUGUAAACUCAAAGAAAGCUUUGAUCAAUACACUACAAAAUCAUAAUAAUAUAUCAAUGAUAAGCACAGAGAAUUGUAAAAAUACUUUAACAACUUUGGAAGAAGAAAUGGGUGGAACUAUUCAGUUCAAAAAUCAAUAUUCAAAAAAAUCACACUGGGGUACACAAAUUGAUGUAAAAAAUGGUUAUUGUAUUUGGUGUUCAUUACCAUUGAACUCUGAUCCUUUAAUUCGAGGUAAGAAUAAUGGACUCAUAUCGUUUAGAUGUGGACACUCUUUUCAUACUGUAUGUAUUCGUCAUCAAACUGAUAAUAUUCAAUGCGUCGUGUGUCGAAGAAAAUAUUAAUUAUGUUAAAGUAUAGG
Messenger RNA from Myzus persicae (green peach aphid), 4042 nucleotides. RefSeq lists its product as uncharacterized. The transcript is spliced from 6 exons. Gene Ontology annotation, cellular component: cytoplasm. Gene Ontology annotation, biological process: developmental pigmentation. The record is from RefSeq and is a predicted model, not a curated record. The coding region runs from base 582 to 4025 and encodes 1147 amino acids. Gene Ontology annotation, molecular function: protein binding. Lineage: Eukaryota; Metazoa; Arthropoda; Insecta; Hemiptera; Aphididae.